Molecule: messenger RNA, 339 nt
Organism: Rodentolepis nana
Lineage: Eukaryota; Metazoa; Platyhelminthes; Cestoda; Cyclophyllidea; Hymenolepididae
Source: the annotation of a GenBank genome assembly
AUGUGGAAACAUAACUCACUUCUUUUCUCAGUUUCUCUUCGGCCAACUGAAUCUGAGCAUCUAAUUCCUCUUCUAGUCUCCGCAUAUCCUCCUUUCUUGCCUGCUUUUCUCUUUGAUAGCUUUGCUCCAAAUCAGCAUUUUCGUACUCUUUGAGCAUAAUAUCCUCUUUGAAGGUUUCGAGCAGAUGGCUGAAGGAGGCGGCCAAUUCAGGGUAGGAUUCGCUUAUGGUUCUACUCAAUUUUUGGGCUUCCAUUAAACUCUUGCCGAAUUCUCUAUCUGUUUCCGUGGGAGAAGAUUCAUAGAGACCAACUGGAAAUCCAUUCGCUUGGGCUAACUUGA